CUUCGAUAUCACUUCACAAUGGGUAUCAUCUCAGCGGAAGCAGAAAGGAGUACUUCUCAUAUACAUAUAUUCUCCAUCGGAAUUCUCAUUCUUUCCAUAGCAGCCGCGCUUCACAUCACAUAUUCGUUAUGCUUCUCCCCCUACUGCCAUAUUCCGGGCCCAUGGAUCUGUAAGAUCACAAGCCUUUUCACAACAUAUCACGACGUCAGACUACAAAGAACAUGCAAGAUCCACGAAUGGCACAACAAGUACGGACCCGUCGUCCUCAUCGCGCCAGGCGAGGUCUCAUUCUCGGGCCCUUCUGCCACGCGUGAAAUCUACGGCGCCACCGGCCGUCACCCCAAGAGCCGAUAUUUCGACAACUUCCUCUCCUACGGCGGCGAGCGAGCCACAUUCAACGCGCUUGACUACCAUGAACAUAGAGAGCGGCGAAAACAGAGUUUCGCCUUCUUCCAGGUCACUACAAUAUACACCCCUACAUUCAUCGAUCCGGUGCGGUCUCGGGCCCUUGCUUUCGUAAACCAGAUCAACCGCGAUAUACAUGUCACGUCUACCAUAGACCUGUUCUAUCGCAUCAAUCUUUAUGCAUUCGACAACGUUACCAAGCUGCUCUUUGGUUCAAAGCACAGCACGACUACCGUGGACACACCAUCAUGCCCGGAACGUUCUAUGCUAGAAGGACUUAAGGACUGUGAGAUGUGGAACACGCUGCUUUUCAACGUUCCCUGGGCGCACCGCCUCGCCCGGGCCGUCUUGAACCGCCUCCGUAGUGACGACCACUUCCUGUCCGCGGAAGAGAACCUGACCGAGUGGUGCACGGCUCGAAUUACGUCGACGAUGCGCGACACCAGAGCCCACCAGGAUGGAAGUGACGAUCAUCUUGUAAAGCGACUGAACCUCUAUAGGACCAAGAUGGGCGAGCCACUUCGCACCUCCUGGGUCUAUGCCGAAGUUCUCGACAACAUCAGCGCAGCACAGGCCACGGUCACAGUCGCGUUGACGUAUGUGCUGUGGAAUCUUGCACAUAACAGCAGUUGGCAGGAUUGCAUUAGAGAAGAGCUUUCCCAGCUGCCCUGUCAAGACGACGGGUUCCCCUCCUUCGCAGAUAUAAACGCCGCUCCCGUCCUCGACGCGUGUAUCAAGGAGUCCUACCGGCUCAAUCCGCUAUCGAGCGGACGGGCCGAGAGGGUUGUUCCUGUCGGAAAGGAAUACGAUGGAGUAUUCGUGCAUCCCGGGACUAUUGUUUCCACAUCGACCGUGGCCAUACAACAUACCCCCUCGGUUUUCCCUUCGCCCCAGGUGUACAACCCGGGCAGGUGGCUUCAAGCAGGUCCGGAGCGCUUGCGUGUUAUGCAGGCUCAUUACAUCCCUUUCGGCUAUGGGGCCCGUCGCUGCCUCGGUGAACAUUUUGCCACCCUUGAGGUCAAGCUUUUGGUAGCAUUCUUGUUGCUGCGGUACUCGAUCAGCGAGGAACCGGCGGGCCGGACGAACGUCGAGACUAUGAAGCAGCUCGGUACGCAGGAUGCACUGCCGAAAGGGCUGUGCUGUGAUGUAUUGGUUCAACCAUUGAAUGAUAACUAG
Dothidotthia symphoricarpi CBS 119687 is the source of this 1581-nucleotide messenger RNA. RefSeq names its product cytochrome P450 family protein. The coding region runs from base 19 to 1581 and encodes 520 amino acids. The record is from RefSeq and is a predicted model, not a curated record. The transcript has 2 exons. Gene Ontology annotation, molecular function: iron ion binding; oxidoreductase activity, acting on paired donors, with incorporation or reduction of molecular oxygen; heme binding. Lineage: Eukaryota; Fungi; Ascomycota; Dothideomycetes; Pleosporales; Dothidotthiaceae.